GUCUUUAAGGUACAGGAUCAUGUCAUCUGCAAAUAGGGAUAUUUUGACAGUUUCUUUACCUAUUUGUAUUCCUUUUAUUCCUUCUUCUUGUAUAAUGCUGGAAUCUUGAUAGGAUUGUUGUGGUAGUAUAGAUUUGUGAAAAUACUUAAAACUAACAUUAUACUCUCAGUUACUAGAUGGGGUGAGAUAUGGCCCACAUGCCAAAUCUGUUUGUUUUUGUGAGGGAAGGAUGGUUUUAUAUUUUUCAAGUGGUAUAAACAAAUACUGAAGAAAAGAAAAUGCAACAGACCUUAUAGAUUGCAAAGCUUUAAAAUAAUUGUCAAGCUCUUUACAGAAAAAUCAUUUCAACUUUUGAUACAAACCAUUAAUUGACCUCUUCCCCCUUACUCCUCCAUCCUUAAGAUGACUUCUUUCCUUUUCUAUCAUGUUCUCUUUUGUCUUCAAGAGUCUUCUGACUUGUUGCUCAUUCUUACAGGGCUGAUGUACUUUUUUUCAUGAACUAAUAACCUACAGGACACUUUAUUAUUUAUUUUAAAAUAUGCUCAGGAGGAGACUUAAAUGAAAAGCAGAUGUAGAAUUAAGUUGAGAGUAAAUAUGAGUGUGACAGUUAUUCUGAUACUCAGAUGUUGAGAGAACUAGUUACAAAAUUUCCAUGACGCCUCUCUUGACUAAUUUUAUAAAGAUAUCAUGUCUUUUGGUACCUUUAUCUUCAAAAUUCCCUUGAGUCAUAAAAGUUUGAAUAUUGAGAAUUAAUACAAAAAUCCUUACUUGGAAAAUUAUUCGUUACUCUAAAAAAUUAUUUUUUACAAUGGUACAUAUGUAAACUUUUAUGUAAUUUUGAAACGUCAGUGUAACCUAGGAAUCAUAUGAUAAGGUAUUAUAUUUUUAAUUAUUUUAGCUACAUCAGUGUACAACUUGUUUUUUUUUUUAAUUUGUUAAAUGUUGCCUAUAGCCCAUGAAUUGGCAAACAUUGGUAAUCUUAGUGACCUCGUCAUAUUCUCCAUGUUUUGUGUCAAGGUAUUAGUGAAAAUCAUUUGAGAUCCACAGUUAAGAACCCCAUAUUUUAUUACUUAAUUGCUCUCUAUCUUUUGUUACCUUAAACAAUCUCUAAAUCUUGCCAGAGUGUUGUGUGCUCAUCCCUAACAUGGUAGUAGUAAUACUAUUCGUGUAACUACAUUUUGUGGAGGCUAAAUAUGGCAAAACGUGGAAAUGGUGUUGGCAAAGCAGCAAUGAAUUUGUUAGGAUUAUUUAUCAUUUAUCUACAUUUUGGUUCAUUUCUUAAAAUACCAUAUGUCAUCAUUCCACAAAAGGCUAAAAAGCAAAAAAGAUGAGGUUGCUUUUUAAUUUACAUUUUUUCACUUAUUCCUAAUAUGGAUGUCUUACAAAGAGGAGGGGACAUAAGAUUUCUAUAAUGCAUGUAACCAAGUAAAUGACUAUACUAGUUAGCAAUUGUGUAUAAUAAUCCUUUCUAAAACUUAGUGGUAUAAAGUGAAAAACAUUUGUUAUAUCUCAUUGAUCUUUCUGUUGGCUGUGGGGAAGGAGAGAUUUUAAGUAGGCUGGGCUUAUCUGGCCUGAUAGGCACCUGUGUCAACAGUCACCUGUGGGUGGUCAGCUCAAGUGACCUAGCUGUCCCUCAUAUUUCUUGCACCCCUCUAGCAAUCCAGCCAAAGCUUGUUCUUUUGGCAACAGCGCAGAGUCCAAGAGCUCCUCUCUGUCAAGUUGCUACUAUACCAUUUAUCAAAGCAAGUAGUAUGGCCAAGGCUAGUAGCAUCAGUGUGGUAGGGCAGUACCAAAUGUAGAUAAAGGAAUUGUAGACAGUUGUGGACACUAUUGCAGUCCAGCAACUACAGUGAUCCUAGAGGUAGAGGAAAGCCUUCCCAAGUGGGAACCUGAUUGAAGCCUGGCAUGUGAGUCAUGGUGGUCCAGUGUCAUGCAGAUGCCUUUGGUAAUUUCAGUUCCAGCACCUUCCUUCCUGUUCCCCAUGACAGCCACACCAUCAGACUGCUUCACAAGAAAUAGCCCACUCCCAAAUAUGCACCUCUUGUGUUUGAAAUAAUACAAAGAGUAUUGUUUCCAAGACAACUUUGAUGAAAUGUCAGCUUUCUCUAGAUUUAAACCCACAUGAGAAGCAUUGUUGUCCCUGUUCCUGCUGGGUAAUUUGUAUACAGCCAUAGUUUGUUUGGAAACAUGCCUGUUGUUCUUUAAAAUAUGCUUAAUGCUAGAUUAGAGAACAGUUUUUUUUUUUUCCUGUUUAUGCAAGCUCAUUUCUGAAGCAUUUAAAAUAAAGAACUUGGGCAUGUUUGGUAUUUAAAAGCCCUUCACAUGAUGUUUUUAAAACAGAUCAAUUUCAGCAUUAAAAUGUUAGGAAUUCAGCCAAGGAAAAUUCAACUUGGAUUGUAUAGCUGUAAUGAUAAUAUAUUAUAACCAUCUUCUUUGAACAUGAUUGUAGCAGCAAAGUUAAACCUGGUGAAUUACAUAAUUUAAGAGUGUUCACCAGGCCACUGUUGUAGGGGGAUUAUUCAAGCCUUUCCUAAACCAAAGCAAAAUGAAAGAUGAAUUUUAUUGUGAGGUACUUAAAUCACAAGAAUAGUCAUCACAGAAUAUCUAAAGAUAGCUCAUUUGAAUUGAACAAAAGGUCAUAUCUGAAUAUCAGUUAUCACACUUAAUUGGUUUAAAGAAUAUUGGGAUAUAAGAGCGCAUGAUAUCUGUACUUUUUAGCUACUUUGUCUUAAGUUUAUUUAUUACCUAAAAAGUACUGUCAAAUCAGAAGUAACUCUAUGAUUGAGACUUCAUUGAUUUCAGAAAUGAGGAACUCCCCAAUAAUUAGAAAAACAUAUAUCAAUCACAUCAUUUGGGUAUAUCAUUAAAAAAUUUUAAAGAAAAAGUCAAUGUAUUCUUGUCUUAUCGUCAACCCAAUAGCCCUGUAUCUCAAGGAUAGGGAAUUUCCCCUCCCAACCCCACCUCAGGACCUGUUGCAUCCUGUCUGCUACUGUGCUCAAUCGUUGACAGUCAAUGAGUCAGAGAGUGUUUAGUAGAGUUAAGUUCAUAAUUUUGCAGUAUAAAUUUUGUUUCUUUAGAGAAGUGCUACAAGUUGAGUUCACUUAGUACUUCCAAAGGGAGGAGACACAAGGCAAGAUUCCAAAAGAAAUGAGAAGGACUAUGGGGAACCUUUCCAAAUAAGCCGGUGCCUCUAUCUUAUCACUGAGGCUAAACGUGGAUGUGGUAAGAAAGUUGGCUACAAGGCUGAGACACUUGAGUGACAUUUGUCACCCUUACUGGAUGGGGUCUGCACAUAUUCUGAGAGGGAAUGUUUUUCUAGGUGUAUUCUUUGUGGUCAAGUACACACACUUAAUGGCUGAUUACCAAAACUUUGAAUGAACCAGUUUCUGAAUGUUACUAAAAUAUUUAUGUUAGCUCCUGUGGUUGUUUAGAUUGUCCCUCAAAAUGAUGUUUCUUUAAAAAAAAAAUAGCCCUUAAAAUUAGAGUGUUGUGUUCUAGUGUCAUUCCUUUGUAACCUUGUAUGACUUACUUCAUCCCAGGAUUCAGGUUUUCUUCUACAUCACACAAGGGGGUGAUGUAGAAGACAAGUGCUUCUCCUACUUCUAGUGAACAUGUAAAAGCAGGUUGUGAUUUAGUGGGUUUGAGGGGAUAAAGCUGAAAGUCUGCAUUUCUAACAAUUUCUCAGAAGAUACUGACAACUGCUGGAUGGUGGACCACACUCCUUCCUGAGUUGCAAGGGACUGGAUUUGAUUUCUCUAUUCCCUUCCAGCUCAACAUGAGAACUUUCUUGCCUCAAUCAGUGGAACUUUGAACUUCAUGUUGACAAGACUCACCCUGGUGGUCUUCACAUUCCAGUAUUCCCAUCAUCUCCUCACACUGUGUACCAAAGGAAAGGACAGAGUAGUACAUUUGGGGCCAUCUGACAGUGCUUGAAAAGACCUGCUUGCUGUUUAUAGUUCUUGUUUUAUAGCUUGGCCCAUUUUUUUUGCUUUUGUUUUUUCAGGCUGAAACUAAACGUAAUACCUAACACAUAAUUGGAAUUACCUUUCAAGUUGAGUAGCUAUUUGCCUUGCUUUUCACCCGUUCCUUCAUCUCCCAAUAAUGGUAGAUUUGUAGCCAUUUACAUAACUGAUUAAAUGUCUCAAUUCUUUUGUUUUAUGUGGUAUUCUUGGCCACUUAAUUACACUACAUUAAAUGGUAUGCUGUUGCUGUCAGUAUGGAUUGCAGUGUGGAUAGUAUCUUUGGAUUAUUUUGAAAAAUGUUUCUAUCCUACAGUUUGAGUUUGUAAACAGAAUUGCUGAGCAUGCAUGAAUGUGUUUUGAGAAAUUAUUUCUUUAUUACUGUUUAGUUGAAAUGAUGGUGACAAUAAACAUCAAGACUUUGAUGUUUUAUACUGCAUUCUUCCCCACUAAUUAACUUCAUUAGUGCAGUUAAUUAGUGGGAAGAAUACCGUAUAAAAACAUCAAAGUCUUGAUGUUUAAUCACAACUUAAAAAGAAGUUUUAUACUCUUCGAUUGCCAAACACAUUUCAAUUAGUUGAAAGAAGGUCAGAAUUUCUGUUUCCCUUUCCUCCCCCUACCCCUGUCUUCAAAGCUUUUCCAGACUUUUCUAUUUGUUAUUUGAUACUUGAGCCUGAGUGUUAAUCUAGAUAAGCUGACAGUGGCAUGUUUAGGACAUAAUAUCUUCCCAUAAGCUAUAUAUCAGUAUAAUUGAGAGACUCAGUUUUUGCAAAAGACAGUAAUGACUUCUCCUUUAAUGUACUAAUGGAAAAUAAGGGCAGUUGACAGGGUUGUCUGUUGCUACAGAAUACCUGAGGCUGGGCAUCUUAAAUAGAAAAGAGAUUUGUUUGGCUUACAUUUUGGAGACUGAAAGUCCAAGCCAGAGUGGAUGUAUUUGCUGGCGUCAGGUGAGGCCUCAUGGUGUAUGGCAUCAAAAUGGCUGGAGUUUAGGUAAAAGAAAUCACAUGGUGAGACAGGAAGCCUUAAGGUUUCAGAGACCAGAGUUGGCUCUUUUUAUAACAACUCACUAACAAAAGACCUACAGUAAUCCCUUGGGAGGCAGCCCCCUUCAUGGCCUAAUUACCUUGCACUAGGUCUUAUAUCUUAAAUGUACCACCACCUUUGACACACUGUGGACCAAGCUUCUAGUGUAAGAUCCUUUAGGAGACACACUCAAACCAUAUCCAAACCACAGCAUGGGUAUUUCUUUUUCUCUUGUAUGCUCUGAUUUUAUUAGAGCCAUUCAUUUUUCUGUGUGUUAUUGUAUAUUGCUACUGUAAGCCACAUCUCUAAUUUCUAGUAGCUUUAUUUCCUUAAUGAAUUAAGGAACUAUGUAUUUAAAGGCAUGGGGUGUGAGGGUUCUGCAAAGUUGAUUAUAAGAAUUCUUAAAUGACCAAUAGUUUAGCAAGAAGAAGAGCAAGAACUCUUUUUCUCAGGUCAUUUCCCUGUGGUAUGUGUUCCAUUAAUUUUUUUUUUAAUUGAGCAGGGUUUACAAUAGCAAUAAUGUAAUUCAGAUAAGCAAUUAUUGUAAUUGACCUUGGCUAUGAGUGUUGUUGGCUUUUACCACAGUUUGCUUAAAUCCUAAGGAUACCCAAUUAUCUCAUAAUACCCACUUUAUUGAGAUUGUUUUAAUUAUCACACUCAAAAUACAUCACUUUGUCAGCAUUUGUAGAGUCAUGCAUGGGAACACCGCAUUUUAACAACACAUUAACAAAUGUGUAAAAUGUCUAGCCUCAUCUCAGAACAAGGUUGUGAUUGAGUGUUUUGUCUCUCUCUCCCAACUCCAAACUAUGAUUUUGAAAUGUUUUUUUCUUACCAGUUGUUCAUCAUGACAUGAUCAAUUACAGGGAGAUAAAAAGUCUGGGAUCUACCGCUGAGCUAAUUGUGCUCCUGGAAAGAUCUCUAAGGUAAUUUGCUGUUAAUAAGUAAGCAGGUCUAGUUGAUUAGGGUUUCUAAUAGACAGCAAUCACAGUGGCUUGUUGAUCAUCUGAAUAUGCCAAAGGUCAGAGGUUGUCAACUUUAGAAUCACCUGGGAGCUUUAAAAAUGACCAAUACCCAGGCCCUUGCUCAGGCUCACGUCCUCUGGAGAGAGUCUGAUUUAAUUGUUCUGGGGCUUUAUUCCUCCCAACCCCUUUUAAAAGUUCACAGAUAAUCCUGAUGUGAAAUCAUGGCUGUGAACCACUACCCAGAUCUUGAAUUGUUUGUUCCUUGCUGAUUUCUCUCAUCGUAGCUAUGACUCCAUUCCAGAUGGUAAAGUACUUUUUGGGGGAUCUUUGCUGCUCUGUACUUUACUUUUCAUUCUGUUUCCUCCAAGACAGCCCACCUGCUUCAUGCAUGAAGUAGCCCCAUUCCAGGGUUGGGACCUGGAACUGCUUACUCCCUUCUUUCCAAGUGGUUCCAGAUUUGCCUCACCCUUAGGAAGUCUUGGUGGAUAAAUUAUUCUUUCAUAAUCCUGUGAGCACCAUUUCUUACUAACAUCUCAUUGUGUUCUUACAAUUCAGUUUUCUUUCAAGUCACAUAAAUAUAUCAUUCUUUCCCUUUUUCUAAGGGUUUUUUUUUGUGAUUAAAGAUCAGCAUUUAUACGUUAGCAUCUAAAAUACCUGGUUUACUUGUGAAAAUUUAGUUCUGCUUGAUUGAAUAAAUGUAGUUACAAACCUCCCACUUUUUCCUUUUGUGAUAAGAUAGAGGAUGCUAUUCAUGUGCAUUAUGCAGUCCUAUGAGUCCAUUAAGGUUUAGAAUAUUCUCAUGGGAUACCUAAGAUUCCUGCCCCUUUUAAAUUAAGAGUCUGUAUCAGAUUGCAGGUGCAUGGAGGUGACAUUAUUGCUGACAAACUUGAUUCCAACUUUUUACACACAUACCCACCUCUGUUAGGAGUGAGUCACUCAGUUAUACCUGUAGCAUUUUUCUCAGAUUCACCCUCUACUACCUUUCUCCAUCACUCUUCCAGUCUAAGCCACCAUUAUCUUCCUCUGAAUUGCAGGGGCUCCUGACUGAUCCCCUGUUUCCCCUCCAAGAUGCCAAAGUGAUAAAAGCUCAUCUUUCAUGAUGUGAUUCAGAAUAUUUCUGUUUUAAUUCAACAUACAUACAAAGUUGUAUAUUAUGCAUGAACUUUUUGUUAUUUACUUUAAUUACAAAAGUUGAAAGUAAACAGGUACAAUCUUUUCUGUUCUUAGAGGAUUUAAAAUUCUUAUGCUAAUUCUAACCUUCCUCUAACCAUGUAGGACAUUUUAAAAAUCUCUGACUAGUUUUUAAAACAGUUGCCCUUCAGUGACACUUACAGUAAAACACAGACCUUAUUAUGGCCUGAUAGGCCUAAAUAAUUUGGACCUCCUGGGUCCCACUCCUCUCUGUGUUGUUGUCCCUCUGAUGCUCUUCUACCCUGGUCCCUUCAUGCCCAGUGCCCAGCCCUCCCAUGCACCUCCUGUCAUCCUUCUCCCUUUUCCUUGCAGGUACAUGUGCUGUUCUAUCUAGAUCAGACCUGUCCUGUUGUGGUUGGCUCUAACCUUUGCUUAGGUGUUAGCCAGAAUGUCAUCUUUUGGGAGAGGCCUUCCCUGACCACCCUGCCACUAGUUAGUCUCCGUUUUAGCCUCUGUUUUAUAGCAUACUGUAUUUGCGCUUAUUUUUUAUUAAUUUUAUCAAUAACUUUUUUUUUUGUCACCUAACUAGAACUAGUACUCUGUAAGACCAGGUUCUUCAUCUUCCCUUUUUGUUGUAUUCUUACUGCCUUAGGGCCUAGCAGAGUGCCUGGCACAUAGUAGGGAACUCAAUAUAGUAACCCAUGUGCUAUGUUAGUUAACAAGGAAUUAAUUACAUGUUGAAGCCUCCCUAGCCCCUGCCAUUAGACUUGAUUCCUCAUUUCAGAGUCAUUUGUCAAAUUCCAGUAGAGUUUGGGAUGCAGGUCUAGUCUGCACUUAACUCAAGGUUAUCCUAGAAAGCACAUUUGACAUGGAUCUUAAAAAUUGGAGAGGGAAUUUCUUUAGGGAACCAAGCCAAGAGGGCAGAUAGAGGUCCAUACUUAACAACACACUCUCUAAAAUUAUUCCAUAUGAAGUAGGAGCUUUCUCUCUCCAUGUAUAGCACACAUGUGUACGCUUGUCUCAUCGCAGGAGAGCCCUCAGCUAAUAGCAGCCAAUCUUCUUUCGUCUUGCAAGUCUUAUGGUUUGUAAGCAGCCAGGGAGCGGUCUUAAGGUUUGAGGAAGUAGGUAGUACUCUCUUUCCAAUGAAGGCUGAGCGCACACAAUCACAGCAGUUCUCUGGGCUUCCAACUGUGCAGAUAGGGUUGCUGGCCAAGGCUUGGCCAUUACCUUUUAGGGAAAGUUCUAUAAACAAGUAUGAAAGGAAUAUAGUUAUUUCAAUUAAUUGUCAUUGACUGCCUUAGUCCUUUUGGGUUCCUAUAACAAAAUACCGUAAACUGGAUAGGUUAAGCAGCAGAAAUUUAUUUCUCAUAGUUUGAGAGGCUGGGAAGUUCAUGAUCAAGGUGCAUCCCUUAUGUGUCUAAUGAGGGCCCAUUUCCUGUAUCAUAGAUCGCACCUUUUAGUUGUGUUCCUCCUGUUAGUGGAAAAGGUGCAUGAGCUUUUUAGGGUCUCUUUUAUAAGCACACUAAUUUCAUUCAUGAAGGUCCUACUUUUGACCUGAAUAUAUCCCACAGGCUCCACAUCUAAAUACUAGCAUUGGGGUUUAGGGUUUAACAUAGUAAUUGUGGUGACAUACAAUCAUUCAGACUGUAACAGGAGUGAUCCUGUAGGGCAAAUAUCCUUAUUUCCACAUGACAGUUGAGGCCUGAACAGGUUAAUUUGCCCAGAGUCACAUAGCUGAUACAUCCUAGAGCUAAGAAUUGAAACCAGAACUCUCUCACUCUAAAGUAUAUGCUCAUUCCAUUCCUUCUUCCUUCCUUCUAGAGUCCACGCAGUAUAAAACUGGUGCCUUAUUUCCUGUUAAGUCCCCAUGUCUAUCACACUGCCAACAUAGAGUAACUAUUCACUUCAAUUUGUAGGAUAUGACUGCCAUCACACCACAAAUCUGCUUACAGAGUCAUUGUUAACUCUUCACAGAGGAUCAAACCUCAUUUUCCUAUCUACUAAGCUCUUCGGUGUCCCCAUCAGCCAGUUUCCGAGGGGCUGAGAAGCACAGAAACUCCACUGACUACUCCUCGGAGAGCAAAAAGCAGAAAACAGAAGAAAAGGAAAUCACAGCUCGCUAUGACAGUGAUGGUGAGAAGAGUGAUGACAACUUAGUGGUUGAUGUUUCCAAUGAGGAUCCGUCUUCCCCCCGAGGAAGCCCAGCACAUUCUCCACGGGAGAAUGGCCUGGACAAGACACGUCUGCUCAAGAAAGAUGCCCCCAUCAGCCCCGCCUCCAUUGCAUCUUCCAGCAGUACUCCUUCCUCCAAAUCCAAAGAACUUAGCCUUAAUGAAAAAUCUACUACCCCUGUUUCGAAGUCCAGUACCCCUACUCCUCGAACUGAUGCGCCCACCCCAGGCAGUAACUCCACUCCAGGAUUGAGGCCUGUUCCUGGAAAACCACCAGGAGUGGACCCCUUGGCAUCCAGCCUAAGGACCCCCAUGGCUGUACCUUGUCCAUAUCCGACCCCAUUUGGGAUCGUACCCCAUGCUGCGAUGAAUGGGGAGCUGACGAGUCCUGGAGCUGCCUAUGCUGGACUGCACAAUAUCUCCCCACAGAUGAGUGCAGCCGCCGCUGCCGCCGCUGCUGCCUACGGACGAUCACCAGUGGUGGGAUUUGACCCACAUCAUCAUAUGCGUGUGCCAGCAAUACCUCCAAACCUGACGGGCAUUCCAGGAGGAAAACCAGCAUACUCCUUCCAUGUUAGUGCAGACGGCCAGAUGCAACCUGUCCCCUUUCCGCCUGACGCCCUCAUUGGACCUGGAAUCCCCCGACAUGCUCGCCAGAUCAACACCCUCAACCAUGGGGAGGUGGUGUGUGCAGUGACCAUCAGCAACCCCACCAGACACGUGUACACGGGUGGCAAGGGCUGCGUCAAGGUCUGGGACAUCAGCCACCCUGGCAACAAGAGCCCGGUCUCUCAGCUAGACUGUCUGAACAGGGAUAACUACAUCCGUUCCUGCAGAUUGCUCCCUGAUGGUCGCACCCUAAUUGUUGGAGGGGAAGCCAGUACUCUGUCCAUUUGGGACCUGGCGGCUCCAACCCCACGCAUCAAGGCAGAGUUGACAUCCUCAGCCCCUGCCUGCUACGCCUUGGCCAUCAGCCCUGACUCCAAAGUCUGCUUCUCGUGCUGCAGCGAUGGCAAUAUUGCUGUGUGGGACCUGCACAACCAGACCUUGGUUAGGCAAUUCCAGGGCCACACAGAUGGAGCCAGCUGUAUUGACAUUUCUAAUGAUGGCACCAAGCUCUGGACAGGAGGUUUGGACAACACGGUCAGGUCUUGGGACCUGCGCGAAGGGCGGCAGCUGCAGCAGCAUGACUUCACCUCACAGAUAUUUUCUCUGGGCUACUGCCCUACUGGAGAGUGGCUUGCAGUGGGGAUGGAGAACAGUAAUGUGGAAGUGUUGCAUGUCACCAAGCCAGACAAAUACCAGUUGCAUCUUCAUGAGAGCUGUGUGCUGUCACUCAAGUUUGCCCACUGUGGCAAAUGGUUUGUAAGUACUGGAAAGGACAACCUUCUGAAUGCCUGGAGGACACCUUAUGGAGCCAGUAUAUUCCAGUCCAAAGAAUCCUCAUCGGUGCUUAGCUGUGACAUCUCUGUGGAUGACAAAUACAUUGUCACUGGCUCUGGGGAUAAGAAGGCCACGGUUUAUGAAGUUAUUUAUUAGGGACAAAUCUUCAUGCAAACUGGACUCCUUCUCCUUGUAGCACUUUGCGAUGUCAUUCUUUUUUGUUCACCCCUCCCCUUACAUCUAAAACCAAGGAUUUCAAAUACUUACUGCAGUUGUGGAGUUUAAUCCCUUUUCUUAACCCUUCUUCCUCCUUGCUAUUAAUUGUGAAUACUCAUUUAAGAACCUGUGAUACCAAAUCUUCAGCUCUCUACUUGGAAGAACAUGGAGUAAGCAUACUUAACAGUGAACGAGUCUUUAAUUCUGUAUUAUAUCUGUAAUAUAUUUAUUUUGUUUAAAGAAGGCUUUCUAACAAUGACUGACUAAAUAAAGCUGUCUGCUCCUGCAUUGAUAAUGAAGGUGCAUUGUAUUUGAUACCCUCCCCCCUUUUUUGGGAAAGGAAGGCUUAAAAAUUGAUUAAAAAUGUCACUAAAUGUAGACUAUUGACUGUAUAGAGAUGUGAAAUGUAUAAUUACACAUGGAAGCAAUAUGUUGCUGUGUUGUUACUAGGUUUUUUUGUUUUUGUCUUCUACUCAUUUUAAAUAUGUUUGGAAAUUUGACUGAACAAUUAGAACCUGACUGGCCAAGUCUUAUUCAGUUGAGUCUAUUUGGACAAUUUAACCAAUAUAUCUAUAGCUUUAGAUUAUAUUCGAUAAAAGUACUUGGACUUUUCUUUUUUCUUUUUUUGACUUGUCGACAAGUGUCUUUGUAAUAUGUUUUUAAUUCCCUUUUUUAUUGUAUUAUAGACAGAUGAACAAAUUAAAUUGGGCCUCAAAGAGAGAACUUAAUCCCUUCUGGAUAUUUUUGCCACAUUUCUUUGCAAAGGGAGAUGUAUAUCUUUAGGCAGUUUUGUUGUUGUGAGAAAUUAUGCGCUAUUUUGUGUCAUGCUCUUUGGGAGCUGCACAGAUAAGGGAAGGACUCCUACUGCUGUGCAAGUCAAGUCUUUCACAAAACAAGGACAGCAGAGGAGGGUUUGCAAAGACCUCCCUCUGAAAGACACAAAGAAUGGAGACUCUCCUGGGAUGAGGACUUGCUUUCUUUACCUCCAGUUCCUUCCAUGUCUUAGUUGGAUGUCCCUGAAAUGGACACAGGCUGUGCCAUUGUGCCAGAAACAUUGUGUUAUCUUUUAUGUUGUUGUUGUUGCUGUUAAACUAUAAUAUGUGACUCCUUUUUUAUUAUUUUUUGUUUGAAUGCUUUAAAAAAAUCUUUUAAGUCUGUGGAUCUGCUGAUGUACAGUGCCUUUGCUGCUAUGGAUCAAAAUCAAAAGAACCGUGUAGAUAAACUUUAUUGUAUAAGUAGAAAAUUACUUAAUUUCAUACUAGAAAUGGAUGGAUGCUGCAAGUUGAAAUGGACUAUCCAUUGACGUUCCUAAUGUGGUAGCAGAAAAAAAAAUGGUGUCUUAAGUGCUUAGUGUUUGAUGUCAUUAACAGUUUCGUAAAAACUCUACAGUGUAGAAAGAUUUUGAUACUAAACUGUGCAUUGUACAUAGUUCUAAUGCAUUGUAUUGACCACCAGUACUUCUAUUAUGGUAGAUUGUUUGUGCAUUCAGACUUUUAAGCAUUAAACAUAAAUAACUUCUAG
This is a messenger RNA of Castor canadensis (American beaver), 12366 nucleotides long. The record is from RefSeq and is a predicted model, not a curated record. NCBI's taxonomy places the organism in Eukaryota, Metazoa, Chordata, Mammalia, Rodentia, Castoridae.